CAAGGAUUUCCCCGUCGAUUUCUUGUUUCAAGAUUGAUAUCUUCCGAUCUCUUUCAGCUUUCACUUAUUUUUUUUUUAAACACUUUUCCGCUGUUUCUUCAUUCGCCGGCAGCACAAAAUCGUGUAUAUAUAUCCAUUAAUUUAUCAUCAUCGGGUCCUUGAUUAACGUGUUUCAAAUAUCACAUUUUGAUUUUGAUAUCUGACCACACGAUUUUGACCAUCCCGAUGAUGUAGGUUCUAGGGUUUUAUACUGAUUCAUUUGUUUUGUUCAUCUGUAUAUCAUAAAAUCGGCACCCAAACUUUGUUUAUUAUCAUUUAACUUCUUCGCUCGAAUUCGUCGUCAUUAUUGUUAAGAAUCUUCAUAUCGAAGUGUCAAACUCAGUUUAUAGUUUUGGAAAUUACGAUUUUGGAGCUUUGUUGUAGCGGAUCAUUUCUGUGGUUUUAGGUAGAUCUGGUGGAUUUUGGCGUUUUCAGCCGGUGAAUUUUUGCAUAGAUUUGAAGCACGAAAGAAAAUUAUUUGAUUUAUUUGUGCGGAUUUAAUCAUGGAUCAUGUGAUUGGUGGAAAGUUUAAGCUUGGGAGGAAGAUUGGUAGUGGAUCUUUUGGAGAGCUUUAUUUGGGAGUAAAUGUACAAACUGGAGAAGAAGUUGCUGUCAAGCUGGAAUCUACCAAAACUAAGCACCCUCAACUUCACUAUGAGUCCAAAUUGUACAUGCUUCUACAAGGAGGAACUGGUGUACCCCAUCUGAAAUGGUUUGGUGUUGAAGGAGAAUACAAUGCUAUGGCUAUAGAUCUUCUUGGACCAAGUUUGGAAGACUUGUUUAAUUAUUGUAAUCGGAAGCUUACACUGAAAACAGUUUUAAUGCUUGCAGAUCAGUUAAUAAACAGAGUUGAAUAUAUGCAUACAAGAGGUUUUCUUCACCGUGAUAUAAAGCCAGACAACUUUUUGAUGGGUCUAGGGCGUAAGGCAAAUCAGGUUUACAUUAUUGAUUAUGGUCUUGCAAAGAAGUAUAGGGAUCUCCAGACUCACAGGCAUAUACCAUAUAGGGAAAACAAAAAUCUUACAGGAACAGCUCGUUAUGCAAGUGUUAACACUCACCUUGGAGUUGAGCAAAGCAGGAGAGAUGAUCUAGAAUCCCUUGGUUAUGUACUCAUGUAUUUCCUGAGAGGAAGCCUUCCAUGGCAGGGGUUAAAAGCUGGCACCAAGAAGCAGAAAUAUGAUAAAAUCAGUGAAAAAAAGAUGCUUACUCCAAUUGAGGUGCUUUGCAAAUCUUAUCCUACUGAAUUCAUACAAUAUUUCCAUUAUUGUCGAUCUUUGCGAUUUGAGGACAAACCAGAUUAUUCUUACUUGAAGAGGCUUUUCCGUGAACUUUUCAUUAGAGAAGGUUAUCAGUUUGACUAUAUAUUUGACUGGACCAUGUUAAAGUAUCCCCAUGUGGGCUCCAGUUCUAGAGGAAGGACAACUGCAAAAUUACCAUUGAACCCUGGAAUAUCAGCAGAGAGAGCAGAAAGGACCCCAGUGAAACAAGAGGUUCGAGAUAGAUUCUCAGGGGCAGUUGAGUCAUUUACUAGAAGAAAUGGUUCUAGUAGCGGCUUGCAUGGUGAUCAAUCAAGGCAUAGAUCUUCAGAGAAUGUUACACCCUCCAAGGAUGCGGUGCAUGGUGAGUCAGAUAGAGGGCGGAUAUCAAGAAAUGGAAGCAGCUCAAAAAGAGCAGUCAUGGGAAGCAGCAGCAGACCAAGUUCAUCUGGUGAGCCUUCAAAGCGGUUGGGUUCAGGAAGUGGUCGCAUAUCAACAAAUAUUACUUCUACCACACAAAGGCUUCAUUCUCAACCUGGUUUUGAGUCCAAAUCAUCAUCUUUCACGCGUCCUGUAGUCUCAAGAGGUGCUCGUGGGGAUGAUGCUCUUAGAAGCUUUGAGUUGCUAACUAUCGCCUCUGGGAAGAGGAAAUAAAAUUAAAUUAAAUUCUCAGUUUUUUCUUUUAAAUACCAUGAGAAUUACCUAAGACUUAAAACUACUUGUUUUGUUUCAUGCGUAUCCAUAACUUGUUCACGUAAAAAAAAAAUGGAUUAUUGUAAGGAAGAUUUCUGACUGCUUCAAGGUGGUUU
Messenger RNA from Lactuca virosa, 2104 nucleotides. The record is from the annotation of a GenBank genome assembly. Lineage: Eukaryota; Viridiplantae; Streptophyta; Magnoliopsida; Asterales; Asteraceae.